Messenger RNA from Heterocephalus glaber (naked mole-rat), 1194 nucleotides. The record is from RefSeq and is a predicted model, not a curated record. Lineage: Eukaryota; Metazoa; Chordata; Mammalia; Rodentia; Bathyergidae.
AUGGCCACAAGAGGCCUCGGCUACAGUCUCAAGGAUGAGUACCCCUCUGGGGGGCCUGAAAGACCGUCUGGGGCCCCCUGGAAGCCCAUGGCCAACUGGGCUCACUGGCCUGGAGCCUGGGGCAUCUGCCCAGCAGGUGGUCCUAAAGAAGUGGACCACCAAGACCCCUUCAUGGUGGUCGACCUGGAUGUGCUGGCCAGCCCCGGGUUGCUGUGCAUCCUGGCCACCCUGGGUGUGGGCUUCGACUGUGCCAGCCAGGGGGAGCUGGAGCAGGUACUGAGCCUAGGCAUGGCCUCCUCUUGCAUCAGCUGCAAAUCCUCCUCUUGCAAUCCCCCAAAACCUGUGUCCUACAUCAAGUAUGCAGCCUGCCACAAGGUGCAGCUCCUAGCCUCUGAGGAGGAGGAGCUGACCAAGGUAGCCCAAUACCACCCCUGGGCUGUCUUCCAUGUGGGCUCCGACUGCCUGAUGCCCCCAAGCUACCUGCAAGCUGUCUCAGAUCCCUACUGCAUGUCUGAGAUGCUCUGUGGAGCCGGCCACAACAUGGGUCUCCUGGAUCUUGGAGGGGGCUUCCCUGGAGUGGAGGGCUGCAAAACCAGUUUGAGGAGGUUACAGGCUGGGGAGAAAGAUCAAUGCUGCCUGGCCCAGGACUUCCCUGAGGGGACUGGCAUCGAGGUCACCGAGGAGCUGGGCUGCUUCUAUGACUGCGUCUGCACAACUGCUGUCAAUAUCAUUUCAGAGAAGGCCGUGCUUGAGCCCGGAGGCCACUGGAAGCUGGUGUACUAUCUCACUGAGGGCUGCUAUGGCACCUUCCACAUCUUCCUCAGGGACCCUGUCCCUAGGACGCCCAUUGUGGUGAAAGAGUCCCUCUCAGACCCCUUUCUUGUCCCCUGCAUCUUGUAUGGCCCCACAUGUGAUGCCGCAGUUGACAAGCUCUUCUCCGAGGUGCAGCUGCCGGAGCUUGACACAGGUAACUGGCUAGCCUUCCCCUCCACAGGUGCCUACACCUACUCCAUGAGCUCUACCUUCAAGGGCUUCCCGCCUGCAGCCAUCCACUGCUACACCUUGGGCCCCCAGCUCAGCUGUCUGAGGGAGGAGCACAGGGGCAGGGCAGUGGGGGACUCCCAACAGGACCUCAGCUUGCCAAGGGAGCCUGCUGCAGAGCUUGGGCUGGGGGUAGGGGUGGGGCAGAUCUAG